Molecule: messenger RNA, 1310 nt
Organism: Dreissena polymorpha
Lineage: Eukaryota; Metazoa; Mollusca; Bivalvia; Myida; Dreissenidae
Product: 43 kDa receptor-associated protein of the synapse-like
Exons: 6
Coding region: 15-1310 (431 amino acids)
Biological process (GO): chemical synaptic transmission
Molecular function (GO): acetylcholine receptor binding; protein-membrane adaptor activity
Source: RefSeq, a predicted model, not a curated record
UUAUCAAACACGGUAUGGGUCAGAAAAUAGCUAAACGUCACGCCGAUAAAGGCGUUUGCCUUUACCGUCAACGUCUGUUUAAGGAGGCUUUAACAGAGUUUGAAAUCGCCUGUCGCAAACUAGACAAAAACGACGAUCUUUUCGCGGUGCUGAAUUACAUGUGUUUGGUGUACAUGGACUUGGGACGUUACCACGACGUUCUGGUAUGCGCCAAACGUCAGGCAGUGGCCAGCGAACGUUUGGAACAAAAGUCGCUCCAACUGGAGGCGACGUUUAACAUGGCGCGAGCGUACGAACGCCUGGGGGAGUACCGAACGUCUAUAGCGCUCUGCAACCGCUGUUUGGUGACUGGGAAACCGCCGGAAAUGUCGCCAUUGUCCGGAUACACGCAUUUAUGCUUAGGCGACAACUUCUACGGCCUGAGUGACGUCAAGAAAUCUUUGAAACAUUACGAUCGUUCAUCGCACGUUGCUCGCGUUUUAUGCGACAGCGUCCUUGAGUGCCGCGUCUAUCUGGGGCUCGGUCAAGUGUUCGAGUCGCUGCAGGAUCACGUAACGGCACUACAGCACUUCUCUCGGGCGUCCGAGAUUGCGCGCCAGUUCACGGCGGAUCACCCUUGCGAGAAGCUCCAGCGGCGGGUCGACGUGGAGCUGGCGGUGGUUUACGGGAAGCUAGGGCGCGUGGCGGAGGCGCUGGAGAUCUGCGAGGAAGCGAUGAAAGUAGCGCUGUGUAACGCGGAUAGACCAGUCCAGGCAAGAUGUUUACUAAACUUCGCGGAGAUCCACAGGGAGCGACAUGACUAUCAGACGGCCUACCCUCGGUACCAGUCCGCCUUUUCCAUUGCCGUCGAAACUGGCGACCGAAAGUGUCAACUCGACGUCAUUUCCGGCAUGGCACUUAGUGCAUUUGAUGCCCAAGAUCUUGAACAGGCAAUAGAACUGAACGAAAAGGGAUUGUCACUUUCCAAGGAACUUGAAUCCAAGCUUGAAAUGCUUACGUGUCAUCGUCGCCUGUGCGACCUGUACAUGUGCCUGGACUUGCACGAGAUCUCGACCGUGCACGGGUUCCACGUGCGACAACUCCUGCGCGAGCUUCAACUGCAUUGCGGGGUGUGUGGGGACGUUAUCGGCGAGAAAGACGAGAAGUUGCGUCCCUUGCCGUGCUACCACAUAAUACAUGAAAGAUGCCUGGUUCACCUCUAUCGGCCGACAUCAUCCACAAGCUUGCCGCUGCAGCGACGUCGCCCGUGUCCAACGUGCCGUCAUAGGACGUCCUCCAACCCAGUGUCCGAGGGUGACGUGGAUGCGUGA